Molecule: messenger RNA, 2062 nt
Organism: Dermatophagoides pteronyssinus (European house dust mite)
Lineage: Eukaryota; Metazoa; Arthropoda; Arachnida; Sarcoptiformes; Pyroglyphidae
Molecular function (GO): metallopeptidase activity; protein binding
Source: RefSeq, a predicted model, not a curated record
CAUUUUCAAUGAUAUUUCACUUUAAUUUUGAUUAAUUUUUUUUUAAAUUUACAUCUAACUUAAUCAUUGGCUGUUGUAUUUAGACUAAGUUCAUUUCAAGAAAAAUAUUCAAUUAUAAAAUGGGAAAAAUAGCUGCCAUUGUUGAUAAUGUAACUAUUAAUAAAACAAAUGAUCUCAACAAUAUUAAUUCACAAAAAUCAUCUCAACCCGAAGAUAAAAUUGACACAUCAAAAAUGAAUGGUUUCAUUUCAUCUUUAUCAAAUGAUAAUAAUCCUAAACAAAAACCGAAAUCAAAAAUGGCUUUACCGAAUAAAACGAAUGGAAAAAUCGAAAAUAAAAAUAACAAGACAGUUGCCAAAUCAAAAAAUGACAAACAAUCGAAAUCAAAACAACGACCAGAAUCUUCGAAGAGAAUUCGUAAAAAAAGUCGUUCAUCGGUUAAAAUGAAUGGUUCAUCUGGAUCCAUAUCAAAUUCAUUAGCUUUAGCAUCAUCAUCAUCAACAAAUGAAAUGAGUAAUAGUAAUAAUCAGAAAAAAAUUUCUCCAUAUCAAGAUCUAACUAAUAUUCUAACAUAUUUUGAUCCAACUAAAAAAAUUCGAGAUCCACUUUCAAUGGUGGAAUGUCAUCAGUUUGAUGAUUCCAUUCAACCACCAGUGGUGGUAAAAAUUAAGCUUGAAGCAUUACUAUUAAUGGACCUUCAUUCACAUUGUCAUCAUAAUGAAGUGAUUGGUUGUCUUGGUGGUUAUUAUUGUCGUGUAACAAAAACAUUAUAUGUAUUAACUACAGUGCCUGGUUCUUCUGUUGACGAUCAUUUUAAUCAUUGUGAACUUGAUCCUGUUUCAUAUGUUGAUGCAAUAGAAGAAUUUGAAAAACAAAAUUUACAGAUGGUCGGAUGGUAUCAUUCACAUCCGAAAUUUUUUACUAAACCAUCUAUAGUAGAUAUACAAACACAGAAAUAUAAUCAGGGAAUAUUUUCAGAACGUUAUAGUAAUAAAGAAAAAAAUAAAUCAACAAAUAAUAAACAGCAACAAGUGAGUGCUGGUGAUUCAGAGGAUAGACAACGACCAAUAGUACCUUCGGAAGAAAAGGAACGAACAUUUGUUGGUUUCAUUGUUACACCAUUUCUUGUUCAGCCGAUCGGUUCAACAUUAACAUCAUCGAAAUCAUUUACUAGAUAUCAGCCACAUUCUGAACGUUCGAUUGGUUCAAAAUUUAUUGCCAACAAUAUUUGUUAUGAUUAUCAUCAUCGUUAUCAUUCAUCUUAUUGUUAUUUUACGCCUGAAUUAAAUUCCAUAUUAGCCAGUACGAUCAAAUGUUUUUGGGUUAAUGGACCUCAAUUCAGUAAAGAUCCGAUGAAAAAUAACCCACAACGAGCUCAUUGCCUUGUACCAUAUGAGAUCGAAACAACUAUGAUACGUGAUGAAUGUUUCAUAUCAUCCAUGGCCAAUGGUUUGAGUCAAAUGUGUAUAAAAAUUUUUUCUGAAAAUAAAAAGAAAGCACAAUCGAUUGUGGAUUUAUUUAAACAAUUUACACGAAUAGGUUCGAUUAAUAUCAAUUAUCUGGAAAAGAUUAUUGCUUCAUUAUCACACCAUCUUCAAAAUCCAAAUGUUAAUUAUUUAUGUACUGAAGAAGAAUUUGCUCGUAUUCGUGAUCAAUGUGUCGCAAUUUUGACCCAAGAAUUGAUUGGGAAUCAGAAAAUUCAUGGUCGUACCACUAGAUAUCGAUGAUUUAAAAUUUAAAUGGAUGAAAAUUAUUUAACAUUACGUUGAUGAUAAUAAUUUUACUGGAUCCCAACAUUUAUAAAUAUUUUCAUAUAUUUUUCAUUGAUGUACAAAAAAAAAUGUUUCGAAUAUUUUUAAAAUUUCAAAAUAAUGUAUCACCUUUAAUCCAUAUGACUGAAUGUCUAUAGUAUUUGUAGCCUUUUUUCUCAUUUGAAUCAACAUUGAUAUAAGUUGGUUCUUUAUUUCGCAUUUUUUUAAUAUCCAAUCAAAUAUUUUCGAAAUUUUUUUCUUAUAUCACUUACAUACUUUAUAAUUAAAAUUAAAAUUUUUUUCUUUUCUAA